Molecule: messenger RNA, 375 nt
Organism: Aspergillus thermomutatus
Lineage: Eukaryota; Fungi; Ascomycota; Eurotiomycetes; Eurotiales; Aspergillaceae
Exons: 1
Coding region: 1-375 (124 amino acids)
Source: RefSeq, a predicted model, not a curated record
AUGGACGGCCACGGGAACCGCGAGAUCGUCCUCUGCCAUAAACCGUCGCGGACGCUGAUCGAGGCGGAUCUGCUGUUUAAUAGCCCGUGUACGGAGCAGUAUGCGUGCUCGGAGGAGUCGCCGACGGCUGGGCUGCUGAAUCGGUUGUUUAUGCCGUUGCUUGCGGCCAGGGCGAGUCCGCCGACGUGGCAUCGGCGGUUUGCGUGGUAUGCUCUGUCGAAGCCGGAUAGGGUGUCGUUCACGGAGUCGGUUAGGAGGAUCCAUAGUUGGGAUUUUGACCGUGUGAUUCCGUGUCAUGAGGAUGUCAUUGAGGAAGGGGGGAAGGAAGUGUUUCGUAGUGUUUUUGAGUGGUUUCUGGGGGAGGGGAAGAACUGA